Messenger RNA from Perognathus longimembris pacificus (Pacific pocket mouse), 2649 nucleotides. RefSeq names its product maestro heat-like repeat-containing protein family member 7. The transcript is spliced from 22 exons. Gene Ontology annotation, cellular component: cytoplasm. The coding region runs from base 1 to 2649 and encodes 882 amino acids. The record is from RefSeq and is a predicted model, not a curated record. NCBI's taxonomy places the organism in Eukaryota, Metazoa, Chordata, Mammalia, Rodentia, Heteromyidae.
AUGCGGUGCCCUGAGGGCACCCGAGGUUUCCCACAGAGGGGGAAAUCUGCCCCGGUGGGUCUGCGCCAGUCAGAAAUAGAAGCCUACGACUUAAUUCUGCAAUUUAUAGAUAAAGAAGACAUGUCCCAGAUGGACAAGCUGAGCUUUCUCAGGGCGGUGGAGACCUUGAGUGGUGCUGUACGCACCCAGGCAGAUGGCUGCGUGGACGAUUACUAUCCCCAAACCAUCCUGGCCAAGAAAAUUGAGAAAUUAAUCCUGCAAGAAUCUACUGCGAGUUUGGACAGCAACAUUCUUCAGCAAGCCAUGCUGUGCACCGUGGCCCUGAGCCAGGUGAACCCACCUUUCAACUUAUCCCAGAAGCUGGACCUGGUCAAUGCUGCCGUAUCCAUCGUAUUCUCUCUGCCGCUCAUCCUACCCAGCCUAGACAGAAAAGACAGCGCCAGUAUCUACAUCCAGACCAUCCAGGCCCUGGAUGAUAUGCUACAAGCACUGGUGAUGGAAGAUAUGAACCCCAAUAUGCUCAUACUGCAAAACUUCCUGGAGAUCGCUCUGCCUUGGGUAACCCUGUCAGACAAAGCACACGAGCAGAGCCGGGCCUUGGGCACUAUCUCCCGCUUGCUGAGGUUCAUUUGCAAUUUCCCUGAGCUGUUGCACAUGCCGCUUUUCUCCCUGAGCGGGAAACUGAUGGGCGUCCUGGGUCUCCUCUGUGUGCACUCCAGCCGCGAGGUCAGCACGGAGGCGUCCGAGACCUUGCAUUACUUGUUCAAGAUCCUUGUGCUCCAGAGAAGUGCAAAACCGGAGAUAGAAACCAUCUUGAAGGACUUACAGAAGCACUUCCGUGGACAGUGGUUCUUCAGCUUGCAGGACCUCGCACUGUUCUUCAAGAAUUACUUGACCCCUUCGGAGAGAGCCGAUGUGAUCGUAGUGGCCAUAGAAGCCAUGACCAGCGCCGACGUCCGCAACGUCCGCGCAGCCUCCAAGGUGCUGAAGGUCCUCCUCAAGCACACCGUUCCAGAAAUCGGGAAGGUGUCGGAGAUCAUUCAGUACAUUUACCACCACAUGAACCACGUCACGGAGCCCACGGCCCUGAACACCAUAAAGAAAAUCUUCCACCUGUUUACCCAAUCCUACACUGAUGAAGUGAUCUUGACACUGUUUAAGACAGAAGAUCGGUCACAAAAGGGGCUGCGGCAGCCUUGGGAAAUCCUGGCGUCCUUCCCCAAAGGCUACGAGCUGAUCCUGGAGCACCUGCUGCGGAGGCUCAAGCCGCCGGCGGCGCCCGGGGCGGGGGCGUCGGGCCGCAGGCCGGAGCUCUCCCCCCUCGCGGCCACCAGGGCCAUCCGGGAGCUGCUGUUGGAGCCCAGCCGGCGUCUGGAGGUGCAGACGUUCUUCUCGUCCCUCUUCCUGGCCUUGCUGUUCCGGGUCUCCUUUCUCGUGUUCGAAGGGAGGGCUGAGAUGAUGGAGGAGCGGCCCCACGACGCCGAGUGGGUGAACCCCAUCAGUUUUUCCACAGACACCCUGAGGACCUUGAUAAGCACCUCUGGGUACGGGUACCACGUGGCCCACAUCCAGGAUCUCGGGGGCUGGGAGCGGCUUGUCAAUCCUGAAACACACUACGAAGGAGUCACUCUGCUGGCCAGAUCCCUGGUCAUCAAGAACUGCUGGCACAACCGCCCCAUCUUCAGCCUCCUCAUCAGGACCCUGCAGGACCCGGACUGUGCCAGUCAUGUGACAGCCUUGGUGCUGCUGGCAGAGCUGCUGCACUGUCCAGAUGUGAUCUCCAAUGUGGAUGACAUUGCCGCCCAUAUUCUGGCGAGCUGGUUCAAGAGCGAGGAGCUGGCCACGGUGAAACCAUUGCUGCAGGUGACGGAGAUCUUCGCGAAGCACAAGAACAUGCUGAGGCGGCUGCACAUCCUGCAGCCCCACGUGCUGAACUGCUGCUACUCCUCCAACCCCGCCAUCGUGACGGAGACCUUCCUGACGCUGCAGCGCCUCCUCGGGGACCUCAAGUGGCAGUACUCGUCGUCCUUCCUCACCCAGCUGGCCUUCGUGCUGGCCACCUUCUUUGAGGCGGAGUCGGAGCCUCUGCGCUUGAUGGCCUUCCAGAUCUACGCGAGUCUCCUGGCCACGACCAGGAGGAGCGUCCUGACCUUCCCCCUGAGGCACCAGCUCCUCAACCUGGUGGUCCUCCUGGUGCUGCACACGAAGGACCGGAACGCGGAGGUGCGCCAGAUCUGCCAGUUCAGCCUCUGCAAGACAGCCACCAUCCUGGGCUGGUCCAGGCUCCAAGCAGUGUUUGCCAACAGCGAUGUGUUUACCAUCCUCAGAGCCCUGCUGCAGCAGGAGCCCAGCAAAGCCCCCUGGUUUCUGAAGCAGUGCACGGCCCUCUUCAAGAGCCCCCAGGCCCCCAUCCGCCAGCUGGCCGUGUGGUUUGCAGGCCAGAUCAUCCAGGUCCUGGGGCAGGACGACAUGGACGGGAUCGAGGACGAGUACGCCUCCCUGCGGCUCAUGGAGCGAGACCCCGACCCCGCCGUCAGCUGCCUCACCAGGCAGACCCUCUACGUCCUGGAGGCCAAGGACCGGCUGCAGCCGGCCCAGACCCACACCCUCGGCCUCUGCUGGAGGCGGCCCCGGAGGAGCAGCCCCUAA